This is a messenger RNA of Cladocopium goreaui, 198 nucleotides long. The record is from the annotation of a GenBank genome assembly. NCBI's taxonomy places the organism in Eukaryota, Dinophyceae, Suessiales, Symbiodiniaceae.
AUGGCCACGGUGGGUGGAAGAAGUUUGCUCACCGGGCAAUCCAGGCCCAGUCGGCAGCUGAGUUGUGAACGAGCUCAGCAAGAUGUUCGUCCAGUUCCUCGAUACCAAACCAUCUGUUUUGAAGAAAAUCGAACCAUGAAAUCCAGGAUUGAAAAAAAGCUGUGGCUGUUCAAGAUUCCCAUAGUGGAAUGGAUAUGA